AGAGAGAGAGAGAGAGAGAGAGAGGGAGUGAAUCACGCUCACAAGCCAGCAAAGAGGAGACGUAGAGAGGAGGAGAAUCUACGAAGAGGAGGGGAGCAAAAAAAAAGCCUUCUCUCUCUUGUAGUCUCUUCUCUUCCUCCGUGGCUGCUCGAGGUGCAUCCUACGGCCGGUCAGGAGGAGCAGAGGCGCUCGGGCUAUCUUUUUUUUUUCCUCUUCCGUUUACUUCCCUUCCUUCCCCCUUCCCUACCACCGCCUUUGCUACUAUUUUAUUUUCUCCCCCGCCUUUUCCUGCUUUCUGGAUCUGCUGUCAAGCGCCGGUUGCAAUCGCAACCCGCUCGGUGCGAGCAGCGCAGAGGAGAAGCCCGGCGAAUCUGCAGAGCAGAGCAAGAGAAGGAGAGAGAAGGAGAGAGAACCAUCCGACGAGGGGGGGGAGGAGGAGACAGGUUUUUUUCGGUCUGAAGCUGGUUCUCCGCCGUCCCCACUGAGGUGCACGGUCGUCGCCAGCACCACCACCGCCGCCUCAGACUCCGGCAUCCCUGUCGCGGCUCUGCGAGCGGGCGACAGAGAGAGAGAGAGAGAGAGAGAGAGAGAGAGAGAGAGCGCACGACGGCAGGAUGCUGAACAACCUGACCGAUACGGAGGAGGGGGAUGGGGGAGCCCAGAACCAGGGUGACAACAAUCCAAAGGAGAGCAGCCCCUUCAUCAACAGCAGCGAUGUCGCAGCAGAAAAGAGCCAGCAGUACGAUGGCAAGCACAUGGCCCUGUUUGAGGAGGAGAUGGACACCAUCCCCAUGGUGUCCAGCCUUCUCAGCAGCCUGGCCAACUACUCCAACCUGACCCAGGGCAGCAAGGAGCACGAGGAGGCGGAGAACAACGAGGCAGAGUCUUCGCGCAAGAAGCCCAUCAAGGCUCCUCAGUUGGGGACCCUGAUGGGUGUGUACCUGCCUUGCAUCCAGAACAUCUUCGGCGUCAUCCUCUUCCUCAGGAUGACCUGGUUGGUGGGCAUCGGCGGGGUCAUCGGGACCUUCGUCAUCGUAUUCAUGUGCUGCACCACGACUAUGCUGACAGCCAUCUCCAUGAGUGCCAUUGCGACCAAUGGAGUUGUGCCAGCGGGGGGCUCGUACUACAUGAUCUCCCGCUCGCUGGGUCCUGAGUUCGGAGGCGCUGUGGGGAUCUGCUUCUACCUGGGGACCACCUUCGCCGGGGCCAUGUACAUCCUAGGGGCCAUCGAGCUGCUGCUGAUCUACAUCGCCCCCAAGGCGGCCAUCUUCCCGCUGGAGGGCCUGGAGGGGGCGGAGGCGGAGGCGGCGCUGCUGAACAACAUGCGGGUGUACGGAACCCUGCUGCUCACCUCCAUGGCCACCGUGGUGUUCGUGGGGGUCAAGUACGUCAACAAGCUGGCGCUGGUCUUCCUGGCCUGCGUCAUCCUCUCCAUCCUGGCCGUCUACGCCGGGGUCAUCAAGACGGGCAUCGACCCCCCGGACUUCCCGGUGUGUCUGCUGGGGAACCGUACCCUGAUUUCGAAGAAGUUUGACGUGUGUGCCAAGACCAUGGAGUCGUCCAACGGCACCAUGGUCACCACCCAGCUGUGGAACAUGUUCUGCGACUCGCCCUUCCUCAACGCCACCUGCGACCGCUACUUCAGCGACAACAACGUCACCCGCAUCCAGGGGAUCCCCGGGGUCACCAGCGGGAUCCUAGCAGACAACCUGUUUGGGAACUACUACGAGAAGGGCGACCUGGUGGCCAACAAGGACGCGGCGUCCGUGGAGGGCGUCGACGACCCCAUGACCAACUCCAACAGCUACGUCCUCGCCGACAUCACCAGCUUCUUCACCCUGCUGGUCGGCAUCUACUUCCCCUCCGUGACAGGAAUCAUGGCUGGCUCCAACCGCUCUGGGGACCUCCGUGAUGCCCAGAAGUCGAUCCCCAUCGGAACCAUCGCAGCCAUCACCACGACCUCCCUCGUCUACAUGUCCAGUGUGAUUCUGUUUGGGGCCUGCAUUGAAGGGGUGGUCCUCAGAGACAAGUUUGGGGAGGGCGUCAACGGGAACCUGGUGAUUGGUACGUUGGCGUGGCCAUCACCUUGGGUGAUCGUGAUUGGCUCCUUCUUCUCCACCUGCGGGGCAGGCCUUCAGAGUUUGACUGGAGCCCCGCGCCUGAUGCAGGCUAUCGCUAAAGACGGCCUUGUUCCCAUACUACGGAUCUUUGGCCACGCCAAGGCCAACGGAGAGCCCACCUGGUCGCUGCUGCUCACGGCCUGCAUCUGUGAGAUCGGCAUCCUCAUCGCCUCCCUGGACCUGGUGGCGCCCAUCCUCUCCAUGUUCUUCCUGAUGUGCUACAUGUUUGUGAACCUGGCCUGUGCCUUGCAGACCCUGCUGAGGACUCCUAACUGGAGGCCCCGUUUUAAAUUCUACCACUGGGCUUUGUCCUUCCUGGGGAUGAGUUUGUGUCUUACGCUCAUGUUCCUGUGCUCGUGGUACUACGCCAUCGUCGCCAUGGUGAUCGCCGGCUCCAUCUACAAGUAUAUCGAGUUUUCGGGGGCGGAGAAGGAGUGGGGAGACGGGAUACGUGGCCUGUCACUCAGUGCCGCCCGAUACGCUCUGAUGAGGCUUGAGGAGGGACCCCCACACACUAAGAACUGGAGGCCCCAGCUGCUGGUGCUGGUGAGUAUGGACGGGGAGCAGAACGUGGAGCAGCCCCGACUCCUCUCCCUCACCAACCAGCUGAAAGCGGGCAAGGGCCUCACCAUCGUUGGCACGGCCCUGGAGGGCACCUACCUGCUGAACCACGAACAGGCCCAGCGCGCUGAGCAGGCCCUGCAUAAGCUGAUGGAGACAGAGAAGGUGAAGGGCUUCUGCCUGGCCACCGUGUCCUCCAACCUGCGCGACGCCACCUCCCACCUGAUCCAGUCCAGCGGCCUGGGCGGGCUGAAGCACAACGCGGUGCUGGUCAGCUGGCCCCGCAACUGGAAGCAGGCCGACGAGAGGCAGACCUGGAGGAACUUUGUCGAGCUGGUGCGGGAGACCACGGCGGCCAGCCUGGCCCUGCUGGUGCCUAAGAACAUCGCUGCCUUCCCGUCCAACGGCGAGCGCUUCAGCGAGGGCCACAUCGACGUGUGGUGGAUCGUCCACGACGGAGGCAUGCUGAUGCUGCUGCCCUUCCUCCUCCGCCAGCACAAGGUGUGGAGGAAAUGCAAGAUGCGCAUCUUCACCGUGGCCCAGCUCGACGACAACAGCAUCCAGAUGAAGAAGGACCUGACCACAUUCCUGUACCACCUCCGUAUUGACGCCAUGGUUGAAGUGGUGGAGAUGCAUGACAGCGAUAUCUCGGCCUACACCUAUGAGAAGACCCUGGUCAUGGAGCAGCGCUCCCAGAUCCUCAAGCAGAUCAACCUGUCCAAGAACGAGCGGGAGAGAGAGAUCCAGAGCAUCACUGACUCGUCCCGUGGCUCCAUCCGCCGCAAGAACCCUGCUGCCGUGACAACCCAGCUCAGCGUGACCGAGGACCAACCAGGAGCCAGCAAGGAGGAGAAGCCAGAGGAGGAGUCAACGCCGGCCUCUCCUCCCGUCUCCCCCCCGCCCCCCGCCCCCUCCGACCAGGUGCAGCUCAUCCAUGACACCACCACCCCGGCCAGCCCGGCCACGCCCGCCACCCCGCUCACCCCCGAGGCCGUGCAGAGCCCCGGCCAGCAGGUGCAGAUGACCUGGAGUGAGAAGAGUGACGGGGAGCCCGCCAAGCCCCCGGGAGCCGCCACCCCCGAAGGAAUCAAAGACAUCUUCAACAUGAAGCCGGAGUGGGAGAACCUGAACCAGUCCAAUGUGCGUCGCAUGCACACCGCGCUCCGGCUGAACGAGGUGAUACUGAAGAAGUCGUCCGAGGCCAAGCUGGUGCUGCUCAACAUGCCCGGACCCCCCAAGAACCGCAGCGGGGACGAGAACUAUAUGGAGUUCCUGGAGGUCCUCACGGAGGGCCUCAACCGGGUCCUCCUGGUCCGCGGCGGCGGGCGCGAGGUCAUCACCAUCUACUCUUGAGAGGGUGGUCCCUCCAUCCCUCCUCCUCUCCCCCCGAACUCCCUCCCCAUCUGCCAUGCCUUCCCAAAUUCCCGCAUUUUUUUUUCUGAGUCAUUCACGGUCACACAGACUUGUUUUUCUGUUUGUUUGUGUGAUCACCCCUCCCUCAUGUUGACCUGAUGCCAGCGCAGCUUCAGAAGCCCCUCCCCCCCUUCUAUUCCCCGCUGUAGACCCGUCAGCUAGAGAAACAUUGUUCCUCAUCCCCUUUAGAAUCAUCUAGACACCAUCUAGAGCACACUCCUAAAUCAACAUGUGUUUGAUCUUGAAGCUUGUUUCUUUAGCUGUUUGCAUCUUGUCGUUCAUUGAUGUGUUUAUUUAUUCAAUGAUCCGGAGCAGUGGAGCUCACCUGUCUGUAGUGGAGCUCACCUGUCUGUGGUGGUCUGUGGUGGAACUCACCUGUCUGGUGGAGCUCACCUGUCUGGUGGAGCUCACCUGUCUGUGGUGGUCUGUGGUCGCGUUGUCCCUCCACCUCACGGUUAGCUCUUCUGUUGUGAUUUUGAUUCUUUGCUAGCAUGUUUGCUAGCCUCCUGAGCCCGGAGGGGGGGGAGGGGGGGGGGGGGGGUCCGGCUGCCAUGAUGAUGAUGAUUUCAGCGAAUGGAGAUUGUGGGAUAUUACGCUCUGACUCUAGCAUGGAAAAGGUGCUGUACUUCCCGCAAUAUUCCAGUCUUUUGGUUAUUAUUGAUGUUUAUUAUAGAUAAAAAAAUAUGUAUAAUAUAUAUAUCAAUAUAUAUUCUACACACUUUUUGACAUUAUGGUACGGACUCACCCCCCUGUCCUCACCCCCCCGUCUCCAUUGUCUCCUCCCUCACAUCCGUAGUGGCUAUUCACCCCCAUGGCCACUGAUAGUGCCAAAAAACAACAACAACCACCAACAACAAGGCUAGCUUGGUCUUUAUAGAGAUUGACGUGACUAAACUGUGAAUUACUGGGGUCUAUGGAGGAGAAGUGGUGGUCUGAGAGCUGCGGCUGGGGGGGAACACGUCUAUACACUCGGGGGCAGAGAUCGUCAUAUAGUCAGAUGCCAGCAGACAAAGUCUGCCGCCCCCUCCCCCCCUCUCUGAUCCGCCCCUGGGCCGCGGUGUGGAUCACUGUAAAUAACGCUCCGACAAGUCCUUCUGAGUGUCGUAUCCUAUGUGACAAAAAAAGUUGAAGUACAUAAGCUUCAAGCUUGGAAACCGUUGGGCCACGCUCUCUCUGGGGGACGGCCCGACCACCACUUUGAUUUGGGACUGGCUUGGGGCGUGUAUCACCAUGGUAACUGUCACUGUCACCCUUUGACGAGAGCUACACUGCACUCACUGUCUGCCACUGUGCAAAAAGUGACAUUUUUAACGGUCCCAUCGAGUUCAUUGAGUGAACUUUAAAUGUGUUAUUUUUUCAUCUAGAGAAGAAUAUAUGUAUUUGUUAUGUUUAUAGACAGAGGUGAAACAUAUUUAUGAAAUAGUUCUAUAUCAUUUAGAUAAUCACUUCAAUAUUAACUUAGUUACUUUUGCCAAACUUAGAUGUUAUAUGUGCCAUAUCAAAGUAUUUUUCAAAGAUAACUACUAUACAAAUUAUAUUCAUCAAAUUGAGGAGAGGAAAGUGAGCUCAAUGCCAAUUUGUCUACAUUGAAUAUAGAAAAAAGGAUAACACUAAGUUAGUAAGACACCCUAUUAGAACAUCAAUAUGCAUUGGUUCAUUUUUUAUUGGGUGUAACUUGUAGUAUACUUGUAUCUUUUGAAAGCAGAGACCUGUGGCACUAGGAAUCCCUUUGUUAAUAAGGUUGAACUCUAUGCAGUAGACUCUGUGGAGAUUUUAUAUCCUCUAGACUGAUUUGAGCCAAACAUAUCCCUGACCAUUGGAAUGAAUCGUUAGAACAAAAUACUUAUGUUUAAAAGUGUUGAAAGGAAGAAUGUGCAAAAACUGAAAAUCUGGACACAUGUUAGCAUUUAUUUCUAGAUUUUUGAAACACACACACACACAUAUAUUUUGUUAAGUAGAUUUCAUAUGUCUUAUGCAUUAAGGAUCAUAUCACUGACCAUUGACCGAUGUCCCUAUGUAUUCAUUUAUUUAGAUCCAAGAAAAAAACUGUUUAAGGUCAUUUGCACUUGUAGUAGAUCUAUAAAUAUAAAUAAAUACAUAUUUAUUACA
This is a messenger RNA of Gadus morhua (Atlantic cod), 6203 nucleotides long. RefSeq names its product solute carrier family 12 member 5. The record is from RefSeq and is a predicted model, not a curated record. Gene Ontology annotation, cellular component: plasma membrane. Bases 615 to 4034 code for a protein of 1139 amino acids. NCBI's taxonomy places the organism in Eukaryota, Metazoa, Chordata, Actinopteri, Gadiformes, Gadidae. Gene Ontology annotation, biological process: chemical synaptic transmission; potassium ion import across plasma membrane; chloride ion homeostasis. Gene Ontology annotation, molecular function: potassium:chloride symporter activity. The transcript has 26 exons.